Molecule: messenger RNA, 1151 nt
Organism: Prosopis cineraria
Lineage: Eukaryota; Viridiplantae; Streptophyta; Magnoliopsida; Fabales; Fabaceae
Product: rac-like GTP-binding protein RAC2
Exons: 6
Coding region: 265-702 (145 amino acids)
Biological process (GO): cortical cytoskeleton organization; regulation of actin cytoskeleton organization; regulation of cell shape
Cellular component (GO): cytoskeleton; cell projection; cell cortex
Molecular function (GO): protein kinase binding; GTPase activity; GTP binding
Source: RefSeq, a predicted model, not a curated record
CGAAGCCAAUAAUGGUAAAGAUUAAAGAUACACAAUAAAGUUGGUGCUUUGGGGCUCAUCCUAUUAAAUGCUACCCUCCUCCCCCUCCAUUGCUAUUCAAAUUCAAACUAAACCCUCUUUCUCUCUCUCUUUCCAUCUAAAUAUCCCUCGUCCUCUCUCCUUUUUGUAGUUCUAUUUCAAAACUUUCGAGUGAAAGUGAUAUUCUUCUUGUCAUGGAAGCAGCAAGAUAGUAAUAUAAGGUGCAGAAAACAGAGGAUUCUGGAAAUGAACACAGCAAGAUUUAUCAAGUGUGUCACCGUUGGCGAUGGAGCUGUGGGGAAGACCUGCAUGCUCAUUUCCUACACCAGCAACACUUUCCCAACUGACUAUGUGCCAACAGUUUUUGACAACUUCAGCGCAAAUGUGGCGGUUGAUGGCAGCACAGUUAACCUGGGAUUGUGGGACACUGCUGGGCAGGAGGAUUAUAACAGGCUUAGGCCUUUGAGCUACAGAGGAGCAGAUGUGUUCUUGCUUGCCUUCUCUCUCAUCAGCAGAGCCAGCUAUGAGAAUAUCUCUAAAAAGUGGAUUCCUGAACUGAGACAUUAUGCCCCAAAUGUACCGGUUAUACUUGUGGGAACCAAGCUUGAUUUGAGGGGAGACAGGCAGUAUCUGAUCGAUCAUCCUAGUGCUAAGCCUAUAACUACUGCCCAGGCAAGUUGUUAAAAGGUGUUUUAAGGCUAACACAGUUUAGCUUGCAUGAAUCUGAAUGAAGUUCCUUUUAAGUCACACGUAAAUCUUGUAAUCCUUCAACAGGGAGAAGAAUUGAAGAAGGCCAUCGGUGCUGCUUCAUACAUAGAGUGCAGCGCAAAAACUCAGCAGAAUGUGAAGGCCGUGUUUGAUGCUGCGAUCAAGGUUGUGUUACAGCCACCUAAGACAAGGAAAAAGGGAAAGAAGACCAGGCCCUGUGUAGUCCUAUAAAUUAGUAUUCAAUUUUUAUUUUGGUUCUUCCGAUCUUGUGAUAAUUUACAGCCUUCCCAAGUUCUGUGUUCAGAUUGCUAUCCUUGAACAUGCGUACUUGUUCUACUUCAUGUUCUAAAUGUAUCUCCUGGAUACAAGCAGUGUGUAUUCAAUAUAAUGGACAAGUUAAUAUCAGAUCUGAUUAAAAUGUGUUA